AUGAAAACAUUAAUAACUCUUCAUAAUUUUGAUUUUAUAAUUGAGAUAGUUGAAUUAAUAUCAGAGUAUAGACCAGCACUUGGGUAUCUGUGUAAAUAUAAAGAUAUUCAAAGUGAAAUUUUUUUAUCACCUACUAAUGCAAUCUCAAGUGUUUAUUUAAAAAUAAUGAAAACAGCAACAAAGUUUUCAGAUCCAGCUAUAAUGGGAUUUGAUAGCCCAAUUAUAUUCAAUAUUUUAAUUCAAGACCUUCCUUUUCAAGU
Molecule: messenger RNA, 260 nt
Organism: Dentiscutata erythropus
Lineage: Eukaryota; Fungi; Glomeromycota; Glomeromycetes; Diversisporales; Gigasporaceae
Source: the annotation of a GenBank genome assembly